This is a messenger RNA of Drosophila guanche, 9375 nucleotides long. Its product is annotated as neurobeachin-like protein 1. The transcript is spliced from 27 exons. Bases 310 to 8622 code for a protein of 2770 amino acids. Gene Ontology annotation, molecular function: protein kinase binding. Lineage: Eukaryota; Metazoa; Arthropoda; Insecta; Diptera; Drosophilidae. The record is from RefSeq and is a predicted model, not a curated record. Gene Ontology annotation, cellular component: membrane; cytosol. Gene Ontology annotation, biological process: intracellular protein localization.
CAGACUCAGCUGUUGCCGUUUUCACCUGUGCCGUGCGAUGUGAAAAUUCAGUAAAAUAUAUCUUCAACAAUUGCCUAACAAGACGAGGCUGCUACGUCUCGCUAUCUAUACUCCUAUAUUCUCUGGCCGAUGCUGAGGCCAAUUCUUCAAUAGCGUUUCCCCUUCACGGUACGGUCUGGGCAGUGGCGUGGCCAGGGCAGCAGCCAUAGUCGUCGGCAGACUUUAAACUUGUAAACAAAUCUCUCGCUGAAGGAAAAUCAGUGCUCAGACUUAUUAACAAAUGCUUCCGCUUAGCUGAGUUGCCAAAUAAUGGACAAUAAGAAGGAUAUCUACAACUUGUGGGUGCAGUACACAACAAAGAACGAUGAGAGAUACUUCCGGGAAUUUGUGGCCCGCUUUGUGGCCAUUUGGCGCAGCCAACUGCAACUGGACUUUCAGGCCGAGAAUUGUCCAUUUUGGCAUGAGGUUCUGUCGGACAGUGGACCGCAUUUGGGUCGAUUGCCAGACGAGCUGCUGCCUGCUAUUGGCAAGUUCAUUAUUGUGGCCCGCGAUGCCAGCGACACGAGCGAGCGGCUGGAGGAGGAAGCCAUUGAACAGGUUGCCACACUCAUUGACUGCCUGGUGAUUGUGUGCCGGCACUUUGACAACAUUCUGGCCAUCAUCACGUACGAGUACAAGCCGAACCUCAUCGCAAUACUCUCCAAAGUGUUCAAGCAGCAAAUGGAGCAGCCGCAUGCGGUGCCAGCCAUAUGUCAUCUCUUCCGCAGCUUCUCGGCCUUUCUGGAGGUCAUGUACGAUCCGUAUCUGACGUGGCGGAGCUUUGUGCGUGGCCAGGCGGCCGACUACACUCGCCUCUCCUACAAGCCCCAUUCGGUGCAUGUGGAAAUUGUGCCCUUUAUCUAUGACUGUUUCCAGGAAGAGGAGCUUGUCCGACACCCAGACAUAGGGGAGAGUCUACUAAACAUAUUGGGCGCUGUGAUAUGCGGCUCACAGAAAACUCUAAACUUGAACUCGAUCUCAACCUCGAACUCAACCUCGACUCUGACAAAUAGAAAUACUAACGCUCUAACAACACCUUCUUCACUUGCCCCCUGCUCGGGUGAUGGGCUGCUUGUAAACUGUGAUAACUUGCGCAAUGGCAUGAAAGCCAUUUGCCCGGCCACAGUCUCCAUCACCAUGGGCAUACUGCGGCAGUGGGAGAGCGGCAACAGCUUGCGUCGUGUGGCACUCAAUUGUUAUGCUUUAAUGGUAAUUGUUUUGCAAAAAUCUAGUCCGGAAGAACGCCAAAUAGAUCUAGUUACGUUAGUUCAACUCUAUUGUGAUGCUCUGCAAGAGCUGCUGGCCACCAAGCACUUUGACAGCGGCGAUAUUAACUUUGAUAUAGCCAGCGAUGCCGAUCAGGAUGUGGCCAUCGAUAUGGCCGCCCUCUCCGAGACUGUGGCAGCCGUGAAACUAUUUCUGAACGGCGGUGAGGACAUCAGUGAGGCGAUUGGCGAGACAAAUCUACUGGAACUGCUCACCAAUCUGCCAAAGAGCAUUAUGCCCUGGCAUAUCGCUCACUCGAAUUCAUUGUGCAGCACCAUGGAGGCUUUGGCCACGCUGACACGACACUCCCUGCCAUCCGCCAAUCAGCUGCGGCAAGCAGAGCGCAUCGAGAAGCUUUUCGGCAGCUUGCGGGAGUUCGAUACGGGCCCUUCUGUGGCCCUACUGGAGACCUGCUUCAUGCUGGGCUACAACGAGAGCGAUCACCUGCUUUUGCUGCCAGAAGUGAUGCUGCAGCUGCUCCACUGGCUGCCCACACUCCAAGAGCGGGAACAGUUGCAUGUCACCAAUUUGGUGCUCAAAGGCUGCACCGAUAACUACGGCACCAAAUCUGUGGCCUGUGACAGUCGCGUCAUCAAGGCUGUGUGCGGCUGUCUGUUGCAAUCGGAUUCCCUGGCCGAGAACUGUGUUCAAAAUCUGAUCAAACUGAUUGAGGAGCUGAGCAAGAUCAGCAUUGUGCCCGGGGAGUUAAAGUGCAUCUUCACACUGCUGCGGGAGGGGACAAAGUUUUCACAAAGCAGACAGCUUCAGCAGACACUCGUUGUGAUUGCGCUGCAGAGUCUGCGGAACAGCAACUCCUGUGCCCAGUACUUUGCCAUUGAGCAGCCAUCGGAUGGGAUCGUGGUGCCAGACAUUAGAAAUUGGACCAUCUCUGGCUCCUAUGGCUUCAUCUUUCACAUUCUGGUGCGCUUCAGCCAGGCCAAAGACCAGUCGGCGGGUGGGAGUUAUCGUCGAAUGCUGCUCACCCUGCAGACGUGCAGCGGCAGUGGCUUUGAGGUGUUUGUCCAGCCGAAUGGAAAUGUUGUGGUGGCUGCUUUGACCAGACGGGAGUACCUCACCUCGUCAACGGCCACCAAGACGCUGAUGGAUGGACAGUGGCACUACCUUACCGUGGCCAUAACGCCGCCCAAGCGACCCUUCUCCUACAGUCAGAUAAACAUCUAUGUGGACUUUGUCCAGAAGCUGAGUGCCACGCUCAAGGUGCAGGCCGUUAAUGAGCCUUUCACUGUGUGCUCCAUUGGUGCCGUGGUGGCGCCGCCUCAGCCUGGGGAAAUGGUCAAAACAGGCAACAUGCCUAGGUCUUCCUCUCAGGAGAGUGGCUCCAGCGGUUACAAGAGCAUGCUGCCCAGUCUACUCGAGCGCACGCUCUCGGCAAAUGUUUCCAAUUACUUUACGCUCCCCACGAUGCGCACACAAACGGCCUUUGAUCCGAAUGUAAAGAACUUUCCCAUCGGAAUGCAGGACACGGUGUUCGGGGAGCCGACCUGCCUGCAGGGGCAUCUCGGUGGAGUGCUGCUGGCCGAUCCGACCACCAGUCUGAGGACCAUCUUCGAUGCGGGCAUGAAUUUCAGUUCGAUUUUCUCGCAGGACAACGAUCUGCUAGAGUUAAACUCGCGCUUUGUGUUCUGCUAUGCACCUGCUGCCGUGUGGCAUGGUAGCUGCCAGGAUCUAAUUCCGGGCGGCAAAUAUCCAGGCAGGAUUAGCGCCCAACACUGCAAGAUUGUAAAGAUUCAGGAGACGAUCAACAGCAUCGGAGGCAUCAGUGCUAUUCUGCCCAUUCUGCAUCGGCUGGUGAGCACGGAUCAGGCAGCGGAUGUCUCUAUAGCCAACAGCGAGGAGGAAUCGCUGUCGUCGCCCACACCCACAGCCGAGGAACUGGGAACGGACUGGGAGAUGCUCUCGUCGAACUCCUACACGGAGUGGAAGAUGAUCCAGCAUCCGUUGGCGAGCUUCCUCUGCCUGCUGCGCUACCUCACGCACGAGCAUGAGACGAACCAGGAGCAGCUGCUGGCCAGCGAGUGCCUGGCCAUAAUUGGAACCAUGCUGCAGCGGUGUCCGCCCGCUCUGUUCGACGUCAACGCCCUCAUGGCCACACACCUGCUCAUGGAGUCGCUGCAGGGCCACAAAUCAGGCACCGAUGCUGGGGGACAGCUCCUGGACAGCCUCUACGCUCACAUUGUCUUUGAUUUUGGCAUCUGGUCGCGGCUGCAGUUCCAGAUUACGCUCGGCCAUGCGCAGUACCUCAGUGCCAUGAUCAAGAACGAUCGCAAAUUCUAUCGCCGGCAUUAUGGCGUCCAGUUUGUGCUGGAUGUGGUGAGGCAGUACUACUCGACGCCGGACAACAUCAGCAACGACGAUGCCAAGACCAUACGCGCCACACUCUUCGGCAUCGUGCGGUUCUAUCUGCAGAAGGAAGUGAACAUCAAGGAGGUGAAUGCCAUGGUCACAUUCCUGGCUUCGGUGCGGCAGGAUGUGGUGCUGGUCGAGUUCCUCGAAAUGCUCACCUUGUAUAUGCGCGGCAAGAACUGUCGCGAUCAGAUGGUGCUGCUCCUCCACGAGCCACAGUCGGCCAAUCUCAUCUACAACUUUUUCGUGGACAAGAGCUACACGAAUGAGAUUCAAGAGGCAGCGAUACGGUUUAUCAGCGGUCUCUUGGCCACUUCGCGGGUGCAUCAGAAGUACAAGCAGGUGCUGCGUUUGUACGAUCAAAGCACCGAGCAGAGCAUGUUCCCUGGUUUCUUCUCCUUCAUCACGCCCAUGUCACUGAGCUCCACGAUACUCUUCCAUCUGGCAGACGAAAUGCUGGGCCUGCAGCCGGACUAUGCCGGUCUCAUCUUCCUCGUGUAUCAUGUGAGCAGCUGCGAGCUGCCCGUGAAGCUGGAAAUAGCCAAGCGGCUGCUGCAGACCACCUUUGUUAAGCCCAAUGCCACGGCGGCUAUGGCCAGGCAGACGGGCUGGCAGGAGUCGAUUGCCCGACUGCUCAUACGCAAGCCACUCACCAGCUCCGCGCCAGAUGAGGAGAAACGUCGCAGCUUUGGCAUCAACAUGGAUGUGCUGCUCGAGGACAACUCGAGCUUUCUGGCCCAGGCCGAUCUAAUUACGUUCUCCGAGCAGGAGAUCGGACUGGCGCAGGUGCAGAGUCAGCAGCAGCAGGAGGAGCAGAGUGACAGUGGGUUGAUCCUGAACGAGAUACAGGCCAGCGUCUCCGAGGCGGCAACCGUGAUCGAGAGUGAAAUCAAGGAGCUUGCGGAGUCCGUGUCCGGGGCUGUGGUGGAGAAUGUUAACAGCGUAUUCUCCGUCAUACGACAGACCACACAUGACCUGCAGGACACCUUCGAAUCGCUGACACUAGGCAACACCACGGAUGCCACAGAUGGCUCGCAGACACCCGCCACUCAGCGUGAAGAAUCUCUGAGCUCCGACAGUUCCACACCCUCGCCGCAUGGUCCGCCCAAGAAGAGUGACUCUCUGGAGAGCACUUCGGCGUUUGACUUUGUGGCCGAUGGGGAUGUUGACACGGAGGAGCAGUUGGUUUAUCUUGUCUCCAAUACGCUGUUCAACAUCUUCUGGCGCGGCAUAGCCAACGAUCAUCCGCAUUGCUGGCAGGAGCGUGGCCAGGUUCUCGGGUGCAUCAAUCUGCUGGCCCUGAACAAUGAGCUGAUCACCUCGCACCUCUCGCUGCGCCUGCGCAUCCUCGAGAUGGCAGUCCAGGCAUCGCUUUUUGACCUAUCCGAGCAUGGCAGUCAAACGCUGAUUAAUCAGGAGAAUGCCUCGCACAUCCUGCGCAUGGUCUACGAGCUGGUGGUGCUCGGCUCCAACGAGGACGAGUCCAAGAAGUGCUCCACCAAGCUGCUGGACGGCGUGCUGGCCUUACUGGAUGCUUUGAUGAUCUUCCAGCAGGGCUCCUCUGACGAUUGGUCCGACAUGAUUCGCUUGUGUCUGGGCUUGCUGCUGAAAUGUUCGCAUCAUCCGAAUCCGGGCAUUGUAGCUAUGGCCACUGCCAAACUUCAUGCAAUACUUCAAAGUCGUUCCACAGAGGAUCCCGCUGAGCUAUCGUAUCUGCUCUACAGCAUCAAUAGGGCGCUGGAUAAUGCCAUUGAAGUGGGAAAUCCUGAGGAGUAUUCAUUCCUAAUGCCUGUGAUGAAAGCCUUGCUGGAAAAGUGUCGCUCGGCCUUCAAUUUGGACUCCACACUACCAGAUCUGCCCUCGACCUCGUCGGGACCCGUUUUCUUCAAUGACUUUCAAAUGUACAGCACCAGCAAAAAGUGGCGAAACUUUAUUGAACGAAUGGUAAAACCGCUUUACGAUCGCUACCAGCGCGACAUCGAGCUGCAUCUGUGGGAGCCCAUCAAUCGCUUCUGGGCAGAGUGCUACGAGGCCUGCAAGGCCGCAUCCAAGCAGCGUGCCACCUACCAGACAGACAACCGACGGCUCUUCCAGCAAAAGAUCUACAUGCCGUGGAAGGUGCGGCAGGUGGAGGAAAUGCAGCGCCUACAGGCAGCGGCCCUGCACCACAAAACGCUCGACAGCCACAUACGGAAGCGAUGGAAGAGGGCCAAGCGUUUCUUGUACGGCCCACGAGGCCCCUGGUAUACCGGGGACUGGGGCGAGGAGUUCUGGAAGCUUUCGCCUCAUGAGAAUGUGGCCCGCAUGCGCCUGAAGCUGGAGCCGCAGCUGUAUCCCAACAAGCACGAGAAUGCUGCCAAUCUGAGGGACAAUGCCACCAGUGCCUACGACACCAAGGAAAUAUCAGAGUUCGAUUCGACCAUCAAGAAUGCGGUGGUGCGCGACUUUCUGGCCGACGAUGAGAGCUCCCAGCUGGAGGAGGAGUUGCGGCAGCUGAUCGACACACAAUCGCAGCAGGAUGUGGCACUGGAGAAGCUGGUCAUGUCGCAGGACUGCGAGCUGAUCACCCUGAUGACCAAGGUCAAGGGGCGUAUUGAGGUCAACCAGAGCGUGUUUACCUUCGUGGACAUGAGCCCACCCACUGAGGAUGGGUCCAAGCACGACUUUAGAUUCACCACCAACAAAAUACGCGAGGUUCAUCUUCGGAAAUACAAUCUGCGUAGGAGCGCGCUGGAGAUCUUCCUGGUAGAUCAGACCAGCUACUUUCUCAACUUUACCACCAAGACUCGCAACAAAGUCUUCACCAAAAUUGUGGGUUUGCCGCUGCCGAAUAUACUGUACGGCUCGGGUCGCUCGCCAGCGGAGCUGCUGCGUGCCUCGGGCCUCACCCAGCGUUGGAUCAAUAGGGAGAUAUCCAAUUUUGAAUACCUGAUGUACCUAAACACCAUCGCUGGCCGCUCGUACAACGAUCUGAGCCAGUAUCCCGUCUUCCCCUGGAUCCUCGCCGACUACUCGAGUGAUGUGCUGGAUCUGACGGAUCCUAAAUCAUUCCGUGACUUGUCCAAACCCAUUGGAUGUAUUAACCCUAAGAACGAGGCUGAGGUGCGCAGUAAAUACGAUUCCUUCGAAGACCCAUCGGGUGCCAUACCAAAGUUCCACUAUGGAACACACUACUCCAACUCGGCGGGAGUUCUACACUAUCUUCUCAGAGUAGAGCCCUUCACCUCGCUGCACAUUGAGCUGCAGAGCGGGCGCUUCGAUGUGGCCGAUCGACAAUUCCAUUCGAUACCGCAGACAUGGAAGCUGCUGAUGGACAAUCCAAACGAUGUCAAGGAGCUAAUACCCGAGUUCUUUUACUUUCCCGAGUUCCUCAAGAACAUGAACAAAUUCGAUUUGGGACACUUGCAAAUAACCAAAGAAAAGGUGGACGAUGUCAUACUGCCUGCUUGGGCGACCACCCCUGAGGAAUUUAUUGCCAUACACAGGCGGGCGCUAGAGUCCGAGUAUGUCAGCCAGCAUCUGCAUCAUUGGAUCGAUCUGAUCUUUGGCUAUAAACAGAAGGGGCCCAAGGCAGCGGAGGCACUGAAUGUAUUCUAUUAUUGCUCCUACGAGGGUGCAGUCGAUCUGGACAAGAUCACCAACCAGGUGGAACGAGAGGCCGUUGAGGGAAUGAUCAACAACUUUGGCCAGGUGCCAUCACAGCUGCUACGGGAGCCCCAUCCACGUCGCCUUACCCAGGAUGAGACAGCGCUGAAACUGGUGCGCGCUGAGCUGCGGCGGCCGGAUCUUACGCAGUUCCUGGACAAAGUGGUGCAGUACUAUUGUGAGCUGUCCACGCCCAAGGAUCCCAUUGUGUAUCUCAGCUCGCCACGGAGUCCGCCGCGCUCCUUUUUGCAGCUGAGUCCCGACGUGCUGGUCAGUGUGUCCAAGUCCACGAUUUUAGGCUGCAAUUCGUGGCUGUCCUACGACAAGGAGCAGGGAUUCCUGCUGGAAAUCGAUGCCACCACAACCAACCUGAAGAAUCGCAAGCGAGUCUUUGGGCCCUUCCACUCCUCACAGCCACCGCACUCGCAGCUCUUCGCCGUGAGUACCGAUGGCAAGCUGCUCUACGCGGGCGGCAUUUGGGACAACGCCCUUCGGGUGUACAAUCUGAACAAGGGCAAGACGGUGGCCUCGGUCACCCGCCAUUUGGACAUUAUCACCUGCAUAGCGUUGGACAAUUGUGGGUCCUACCUGGUCACCGGCUCACGCGACUGCACUUCCAUUGUGUGGAGCAUCCAGCAGUCGAAUCAGCAGGGUCCCAGUGGCGGUGGGCAGCCGAGUAACAUUCCGGUGCAUACCCUGACUGGGCAGUCCCAUUUGCAAGCUAUCACGCAGGUGAAUACACAGAACAGCUACUCCCCCAAGCCGCUCACCGUGCUCUAUGGCCACGACGAUGCCAUCUCCAGUGUGGCCAUCUAUACUGAGCUGGAUCUCGUGGUCUCUGGUUCGCUGGAUGGCACUGUCAAUGUGUAUACACUACAGGAGGGGCAGUUUGUUAGAACAUUGAAGCCCAUCGGAUGCACAGAGUCGUGUGUGCAAAUCUCAUUUGUAACGCUAUCAUAUCACGGCCACAUUGCCUUCAGCGCCCUGGACGACACCUCGCACUCGGUGCAUGUGUACAGCAUCAAUGGAUCCAGCCUUGGAUCGAAGUAUGUCUCCGGCAGGGUUACGGGACUGGCCUGUGCCUCCGAUUACCUGGUGGUGGCCGACGAUGCUGGGGACAUAACUAUGAGCAGAUUGCAUGGAUUGAAGCCCGUGUUUGACAUUCCACUGCAUGUACCCAUCCAAACGGUGGUGGUGACACCGGGCAACACCCACAUCCUGGCACCGCUACGCGAUGGCCGCCUGGCCGUCAUAGCGGUACAGCUACCAGCCGGCGGCAACAAAAAGCAUUCCGUGCUCAACGUUUAACGUACAACGGAGGAGAAGGAGGAGGAAGAGCACCCCCCAAACGAUUUGGGGAUUUCCAUAAUUUUGCUCUUAACUUAGAUUAAUUUGUCGCCGUCUUCUUUUUGUGACUUUGCUGUUUUCCCGACUCCACUUUGAUUUGAACUAAUCCUAGGCUUAAUAAGUGUAUCGUACGUAUUGUGUAUUGUGAUUUGGUAGUUGUCUGAAUUUGUUUGCUGUUUCCUACGUGAUGUGCCAAAAACACACUGAUAGCUGAUAACUGACAUAUGUGUCGGAAGAAAUUCCACAUAAGUUGACUAAAGUUAGGCACGAGUAAUCGAUCGAUUGCAUUCCCGGAAUUCCCAUUGACACACGCGUUUCUUUUACCAAAUUUUCUUAUCCACUUGUAUUUCUGUGUGUUGGCAUACACCUGUCCAUCGAUUGAGAGACGUGCCUUGUGCCGGCUAAAUCCUGGGAGCCAAUAGGGCCCCGUGAUCGAUGGCACACUCUUCAGUUAGCGUUGACGAAAAUCUGAAUAAAUCAUCAAUCAUUCGGCUAGCCCCUCCUGCUGCUGAUGGCUGCUGCUGGCUGCUUCAGCCAUGACUGUCGCGGGCCGGGCCAGGCACGGCGAGAUCUGAAUGUGGACGAAGAUGAAGAUGGAGACGGAUCUGAAGGGAGCUGGCGAGCGAAACUGGUUGUCGGCAAAGGCGACGGCGCACUUGGCAAACUACUCACUGACUCACGAGCGACUUUCAAAUUGGCCCAAACACAAUAAAU